Messenger RNA from Setaria italica (foxtail millet), 2377 nucleotides. RefSeq names its product L-type lectin-domain containing receptor kinase IX.2. The record is from RefSeq and is a predicted model, not a curated record. Bases 198 to 2108 code for a protein of 636 amino acids. Gene Ontology annotation, biological process: protein phosphorylation. NCBI's taxonomy places the organism in Eukaryota, Viridiplantae, Streptophyta, Magnoliopsida, Poales, Poaceae. Gene Ontology annotation, cellular component: plasma membrane. The transcript has 3 exons. Gene Ontology annotation, molecular function: ATP binding; carbohydrate binding; protein kinase activity.
ACGAAUGGCGAGUGGACUACUUCUUUCGAAGUCUCCUCGUCUAGUGUACUCUUCAGUUCUCGUUUUGUAGACUGCAACUGCAAGCACGCGCUCUCUCCGACACCGCCUGCGAAACCAAGCUAGCUAUCCAUUUAACAGGCCGGAAAAGAACUAGAAGGGAUACUGCAUUGCAUCUUCCCCUGCUGCAGGCUGCAGCCAUGGCUGCCUAUCCAAGACCAAGAGCCCGCCACCUGCUUCUCCUCCUCCACGCUCACCUCUGCCUCGCGUCUCUUCGCGCCGCCAGCGCGCUCUAUUUCAGCUACAACUUCUCCAUCCCGGGCGACCUCGACCGCGCAAACCUCAGGUACAUCAACGACUCCUCUCGCGCCGGCGACAGGGUCGACCUCACGAUCGGGAACAAGAACAACAGCACCGGCCGCGUGUUCUACCCGGAGCCGGUGCGCCUGUGGGACCGCCGCACCAACGAGAGAGUCAGCUUCAACGUAAGCUUCUCCUUCUUCAUCGGCAGCAGUCCACCGAAUCCCAACGCCAACACCACCACCGCCACCACCCGGGGGGAUGGCAUGGCGUUCUUCGUCGGCCCUUCCCUCCCGACCCUACCCUUGGGCUUUCGCGGCCCGUUCCUCGGGCUCUUCGACAACCCGCUGGAACACCCGAGUAGCACCUCACCGUCGACCGUCGGCGUGGAGUUCGACACCUACUGGAACAGGGUUUGGGACCCCCAGGACAUCGCCGGCCACGACCACGUCGGCAUCGACGUCAACAGCAUCCGCUCCACCAGCUACACGAGGGGCCUGGCGAAAGGGGACCUCUCCGGCACCAUGUCGGCGAACAUCACGUACGACGGAGGCUCCAAGCUGAUGGUGGUUACCCUACGGCUGGCCAACGGGAGUACUUCGCAGAUACAGGCGCUGGUCGACUUCAGGGACGCCGGAGUACCACAAGACGCGGCCAUUGGAUUCUCGGCGGCCACCUGGGCUGACGUCAACCAGCUCCUCUCUUGGUCCUUCAGCUCAACAGAUCCAUCUAACAGUAGUACUAAGAUCCAACUAUGGGUAAUACUAGUGCUGUCUGCUGCAAGUGCAUUACUAGCAGGUUUAGUGGUUGCUAUGACUUGCUUCAUCAUGAUGCGUCGAAAGCGCCCGCCACCGCCGAUGGAGAUAGAGUUGCCGGUUGCCAGGAAAUUCUCGUACCACGAGCUGACCUUGGCGACCGACAGCUUCUCCCAGGACAGGAAGCUCGGCGCCGGCACCUUUGGAGCAGUGUACAGAGGGGACCUGCGAGAUCGUCGGCGCGUUGAUGCGCCGGUGGCAGUGAAAAAAUUGACGCUGCUGUUGGAGCAAACCAGGCGGGACUACGUCACCGAGAUCAUGAUCUUGGGCCAGCUGAAGCACCGCAACCUUGUGAAGCUCGUUGGGUGGUGCGACGGCGGUGGAGACGACAAGCUUCUGCUCGUGUACGAGCUGGUAACCAACGGGAGCCUCGACGACCACCUCCACGGGUCGUCGGAGAGGCUGCUGACAUGGCCGGAGAGGUACAAGAUCGUUCUGGGCAUCGGCUCCGCCAUAGAAUACCUCCACACCGGCGACAAGGACGCCAUCCUGCACCGGGACAUCAAGCCCAGCAACGUGAUGCUGGACGACGCGUUUGAGGCCAAGCUCGGCGACUUCGGGCUCGUGAGGCAGGUCCAUCCCGGGCAGGGCUCCCUCAGAGGCACGGCCAUGGUCGGGAGCUGGGAGUACAUGGACCCUAAGUGCAUCACCACCGACUCGGCGACCACGGCGUCCGACAUGUACAGCUUCGGGGUGCUGCUGCUGGAGAUCGCCACCGGCAAGAGGCCACGGGUGCCGCGGGACGAUGAAGAACUAAGCCUCCGAAACGCCCUCGUCGACGCUGUCCGGGAGUCUUACGGCAAGGGUGCGGUCCUCGAGAUGGCCGACGCGCGGCUGAACGGCGACUUCGACGAGAGGCAGAUGGAGCGUGUGAUGCUCGUCGGGCUCCUGUGUGUCAACCAGGAUCGUGGGAACCGGCUGGGCAUCAGAGAAGCUGUCAAUUUACUCUCGAAUCUCAGACACCCGUUACCUGAACCUGAAGGUAUCAGCAUAUGAUUAGAAAAUGAUUGCUGCCUGAAUCUCAGACGUGCACCUAGUAGGGAGUAUGUAGUUCAGUGUCUCCUUUACGGCUUUACCCUAGUAGGGUAUGCUGUCGGCUGUCCAUCCUUUAAUCCGUGUGACCAUUGUUUUCUCUUGUCAUAUUUAUUUGAGACAAUAUCUUUGGUGUAUACAUGUUUGUCGUGUUUGCCGCUGUCCAUGGCGGUCCGUCGUGGUUAGCAUAUCUAACAGUUUGCUAGAAGUGGUAGAUAUAACUAACUCUCUAG